AUGCCGUCCCUAGAAGAACCCAAGAACGAAGCACGAUUGCUGCUUGUCUCGAAUCGACUACCUAUCACUAUUAAACGAUCGGAAGAUGGCAAAUAUGAUUUUUCCAUGUCUUCAGGAGGUUUGGUGAGCGGGUUAAGUGGACUGUCUAAAUCAACAACGUUUCAGUGGUAUGGUUGGCCCGGAUUAGAGGUCCCCGAGGCGGAGAUUCCGGUCGUGAAAGACCGCCUGAAGGAGGAAUAUGGGGCCGUUCCUGUCUUCAUUGAUGAUGACCUGGCCGACCGCCAUUACAAUGGGUUUUCCAACUCCAUCCUCUGGCCGCUAUUCCAUUAUCACCCCGGUGAGAUCACAUUCGACGAGUCAGCAUGGGAAGCUUAUAAAGAGGCAAACCGAUUAUUUGCCAAGGCUAUUUCUAAAGAAGUCCAAGAUGGAGAUUUGAUCUGGGUACACGACUAUCAUCUCAUGCUGUUACCGGAAAUGCUGCGCGAGGAAAUUGGUGACAGCAAGAAGAACGUUAAGAUUGGAUUCUUUCUUCACACGCCCUUUCCCAGUUCCGAGAUCUAUCGAAUCUUGCCCGUGCGCAAUGAGCUGCUGUUGGGCGUUUUGCAUUGCGAUUUGAUUGGCUUUCACACAUAUGACUACACACGGCAUUUCCUGAGUAGUUGUUCGCGUUUACUGGGUCUCGCAACAACACCGAACGGUAUUGAGUUCCAGGGCAAGAUAAUCACCUGCGGAGCUUUCCCCAUUGGAAUUGAUCCCGAGAAAUUCAAAGAAGGGCUAAAGAAGGAGAAGGUCCAGAAACGAAUCGCCAUGCUUGAGCAGAAGUUCCAAGGCGUGAAGCUCAUGGUCGGCGUUGACCGUCUCGAUUAUAUUAAGGGCGUACCGCAAAAGCUACAUGCCCUGGAAGUUUUCCUAAGCGAUCAUCCCGAAUGGGUUGGAAAGGUUGUUCUGGUUCAAGUUGCUGUUCCCAGUCGUCAAGAUGUCGAAGAAUACCAGAACCUGCGGGCCGUGGUAAACGAAUUGGUAGGCCGCAUCAACGGCAAAUUCGGAACUGUCGAGUUCAUGCCCAUUCACUUCCUUCAUAAAUCGGUUAACUUCGACGAGCUCAUCGCCCUAUACGCCGUUUCAGAUGUCUGUAUAGUGUCAUCUACUCGCGAUGGAAUGAACCUCGUCGCAUACGAGUAUAUCGCAACUCAACAGAAGCGCCACGGUUCUUUGGUCCUAUCUGAAUUCGCUGGUGCGGCUCAAAGUCUAAACGGGAGUAUCAUCGUGAACCCAUGGAACACGGAAGAGUUAGCAGGUGCUUACCAAGAAGCUGUCACUAUGAGUGACGAACAACGCGCGCUCAACUUUACCAAACUCGACAAAUAUGUCUCUAAAUAUACGAGUGCAUUCUGGGGCCAAUCAUUCGUCACAGAGCUCACGCGGAUAUCAGCAAGUGCGGCCGAUAAGUUCCAGUCAAAGAAACUGCCUAUCGUCGACGCCAAAAGCAAUAUAAAUGGCAAUGGCAACGGCGAUAAUACAUCCGCCAGCGAGACAACGGAAGAAGCUUAG
This is a messenger RNA of Penicillium angulare, 1551 nucleotides long. RefSeq names its product glycosyltransferase family 20 protein. NCBI's taxonomy places the organism in Eukaryota, Fungi, Ascomycota, Eurotiomycetes, Eurotiales, Aspergillaceae. The transcript is spliced from 5 exons. The coding region runs from base 1 to 1551 and encodes 516 amino acids. The record is from RefSeq and is a predicted model, not a curated record. Gene Ontology annotation, cellular component: alpha,alpha-trehalose-phosphate synthase complex (UDP-forming); cytosol. Gene Ontology annotation, biological process: cellular response to heat; trehalose biosynthetic process. Gene Ontology annotation, molecular function: alpha,alpha-trehalose-phosphate synthase (UDP-forming) activity.